GCCCCCGGGCCAGCCAUGUACGAGCGCAUGUCCCGGGCCCUGGCCAAGCUGGGCCACAAGCGGACCCCGUCCCAGUGCCAGGAGCGCAUCAAGCUGCUGGAGUCAGAUGGCAGCACUAUGGAGGACUAUUCACAGGAGGACUGGGGAAACCACAGUCAGGAUCUCCAUGGCUAUCCAACAGAUCAGGAAUUGGAUGAAAUACCUGUCACAAAUAGAACAUUAAAAAUAAAACAAGAGUCUUCUAAGGAAGCACAGAGGAGAGACACCAUGCAGAAUAUUGUACAGAUUUUGGAAUCGGUACAGUUGAAAUGGGAACUUUUUCAGAACUGGACAGACUUUUCAAGGCUCCAUCUUUCUAAUAAACUGGCCAUUUUUGGAAUUGGUUAUAACACCCGUUGGAAAAAGGAUAUCCGUUACCAUUAUGCUGAGAUCAGCUCCCAGGUGCCCCUUGGCAGGCGACUUCGGGAGUACUUCAACUCUGAGAAGUCUGAAGGACGGAUCAUUAUGACCCGAGUGCAGAAAAUGAACUGGAAAAAUAUUUACUACAUAUUUUUAGAGAUUAGCAAAGCUAGGUGCUUGGAGCUGCACAUGGAAAUUGACUGGAUACCCAUUGCCCAUUCCAAACCAACUGGUGGGAAUGUUGUUCAAUAUUUAUUGCGGGGUAUUCCUAAAAGCCUAGGCCUUUAUGCCAUUGGCUAUGAAGAAUGUAUUGAGAGGCCCCUCUCACCACACGUGGAGCAACCUUCCCUGGACCCAGGAAAAGAGGGCCGGGUUGAUCUGAGAACUCUUUCAGCACAAGCCUCAUUACAGGUGGAAAUAGAACCCACCCGAAUUAUCUAUUGCUACCUCUGGAUUUUUGAGGUCAGGACUCUGCAGCAGUGCUUAUUUUUACAUUUCCAAGUGAAUACCAAAACCUUCAGCAAAGAUUUGGUUGGUACUAAUGGGUUUUUGUCUCAGAACUGUAUUGUGGAUCCCGGAGUUUCCCCCAAAUCCAUCUACAUCAAAUUUGUAGAAGUAGAGAGGGAUUUUCUUUCUGCAGGCUCUUUAGUUGAGUGCCUGGAAAAAGCCAUUGGAUACCCCUUAAAAUUUAACAACUGAAUGUCAUCCUUCAUAAGGAUUUGGGCUCUUAGCU
Messenger RNA from Chlorocebus sabaeus (green monkey), 1132 nucleotides. NCBI's taxonomy places the organism in Eukaryota, Metazoa, Chordata, Mammalia, Primates, Cercopithecidae. The record is from RefSeq and is a predicted model, not a curated record.